UUCCCACCGGUAGUCGUGUGUGUUAUCCUGUCUAACUUGAAUCCAGGUCGGCAGCAGAGAGUUGUUGAACUGACAGAAUCCUGGGAGUCGGUGUGGGACCAACGAGCCUGUCACCGAGCAGUCCGGAGGGAAGCGGCCGAACCUGGACACGCAUGUUCUGAGAAGGUGUUUUGUGUCCUCUGGUCAGCUGGAAUCAGGAUGCAGUUCUCAGCCAGACUGAGUUUCUUCCUGCUGGGCUUUGUUCUCAUCGUGGUGUUACCUCACUCGGCAAAAGGCCAGGCUGGAGAUGGAUUCAUGUGCAAGACUCCUGCCAUAGCCGACAUCGUGAUCCUGGUGGAUGGCUCUUGGAGUAUCGGUCGCAUUAACUUCAGGCUGGUUCGAGCCUUCCUGGAAAAGCUGGUCAAUGCGUUCUCUGUGCAGUUUGACAAGACAAGGAUUGGACUGGCUCAGUACAGCGGCGACCCGAGGAUCGAGUGGCAUCUGAAUGCUCACACCACCAAAGAGGCUGUCAUAGAGGCUGUGAAAAAUCUGCCCUAUAAAGGAGGAAACACAUUGACAGGUCUGGCUCUCACCUUUAUAUUGGAAAACAGUUUCAAAGUAGAAUCUGGGUCCCGGCCUGGUGUUCCAAAAAUAGGAAUCCUCAUCACUGAUGGGAAAUCCCAAGACGAUGUGAUUCCUCCUGCCCAAAGCCUGAAGGACGCUGGCAUAGAACUAUUCGCCAUUGGUGUGAAAAACGCCGAUGAAAACGAGCUGAAGGCCAUUGCGUCCCCUCCCGAGGAAACUCACGUUUACAACGUGGCAGACUUCAGUGUGAUGAGUGACAUCGUGGAAGGUCUCACCAAGACGGUCUGCGAUCGUGUGGAUCAGCUCGACAAAGAAAUAAAAGGAGUAGGAGAGCCUGUUCCACCCGUCACCUCCAUUGCACCCCCUCGUGAUCUCAAGACGUCGCAGAUAACGGCACGCAGUUUCCGGGUCACGUGGACUCACGCACCGGGCCAAGUGGAGAGAUAUCGAGUGGUUUACUAUCCUGCCAGUGGAGGACAACCAGAAGAAAAAGUGGUGGUGGGGACAGAGAACAGCGUGGAGCUGACCUACCUGAACUCCCUCACAGAGUACCAGGUGGCCGUUUUUGCUGUCUACCGCAGCUCUGCCAGCGAGGCCCUGAGAGGAAGUGCCACUACGUUGGCUCUGCCCACAGUGAACGACCUGGAGUUGUUUGAUAUCACUCACAGCACCAUGAGGGUUCGCUGGAAGAUCGCCGCUGGAGCCUCGGGGUACAUGAUCCUGUACGCCCCGCUCACGGAGCAAGACGCCGCAGAUGAGAAGGAGGUGAAGGUGGGGGAUUCUGUGAACGAGGUGGAGCUGGAAGGAUUAACUCCCGCCACUGAAUACACUGUAACAGUUUACGCCAUGUACGGAGAGGAGGCCAGUGAUCCCAUGACCAGCCAGCAGACCACAUUACCGCUGCUGCCAGCGAGGGACCUACGCUUCUCAGACGUGGGCCACAGCUCCGUUCGCAUCACGUGGGAAUCCCCUUCCAGGCUGGUCCGAGGCUACCGCAUCAUGUACGUCAAGACCAGCGGAGUCCAAACUAAUGAGGUGGACCUCGGCGCCGUGACGAGCUAUUUGCUCAAAAACCUGACCUCCCUGACUGAGUACACCGUCGGGGUCUUUGCUGUUUACAAAGAAGGAGAAGCUGCCGCCGUGACCGAGAGCUUCACCACAGAGGUGGUCCCAGACCCGCUAGACCUGAGGAGCAGCGACGUCUCGUCAGACGGCUUCAGGGUAUCGUGGCAGCACGCCGCCUCAGACGUGGUGCUGUAUCGACUCAUCUGGACACCUACUGAUGGCGGGGACAGCGAGGAGGUUCUGGUGAAUGGGAACGUCAACACUUACCUGAUUAAAGGACUGGAGCCCGCUUCAGAAUAUGAAGUCCUCCUGGCUGCUGUCUAUGCAAACGAGGUUGAAAGUGAUGAGGUGGUGCUUAUAGAAAACACUGCUAAGAGGACGACUACAGUGGCUACAACAACCACAACGACAUUACCUCCUCGUUAUGCGGUGAAGAAUCUGAGGAUCGAUGAAGAAACCACAUUUAGCAUGCGGGUGUCGUGGCAGGCUGCCGACUCCAGAAAUGUCCGUCAUUAUCGACUGACCUACAUCAGUGCCAGGGGAGACAGAGCAGAGGAGACGAGGACGGUGCCCUCGGGUCAAACGAGCCUGGUUCUGCAGCCUCUCCUUUCAGACACGGAGUACAAAGUCAGCAUCAUUCCUGUUUAUAAUGAGGGAGAUGGCCCAGUAUCUUCACAGAUGGGACGGACACUUCCCCUUUCAGCUCCUAAGAACCUGCGAGUCUCAGAAGAAUGGUACAACCGCUUCAGAAUCAGCUGGGAUGUUCCUCCAUCACCCACCAUGGGGUACAGAGUCGUCUACCAGCCUCUUUCUGCCCCAGGGCCAGCUUUGGAGACCUUUGUUGGAGAGGAUGUGAACACCAUGCUGAUCCUCAACCUCUUGAGUGGGACAGAGUACAGCGUCAAGGUCAUCGCAUCCUACACCACAGGGUCCAGCGAGGCUGUAACGGGAAGGGCCAAGACUUUGUACCUUGGAGUUACCGGUUUGACUACAUAUCAAGUGCGGAUGAAUGGUGUGUGUGCUCAGUGGACACCUCAGCGGCACGCCAGUACCUACAGACUGGUUAUUCAAUCUGUGACUGGUAGUCAGAAGCAGGAGACCAAUGUUGGUGGAGGAGCCAGUAGACACUGUUUCAACAACCUGAAGCCCAACACGGAGUAUAAGAUCAGCAUCUAUUCGCAGCUGCAGGACGGGACCGAAGGACCUGCAGUCACUACAAAUGUGAACACAUUACCUGUCCCAACACCAGCACCGGUCAGGACCCCAACCACCACUCCACCACCCACAAUCCCUCCUGCUAAGGAAGUUUGUAAGGCAGCCAAAGCAGAUUUGGUCUUUUUAGUCGAUGGUUCCUGGAGUAUUGGUGAUGAAAACUUCCUGAAGAUUAUCCGCUUCCUGUACAGCACCGUCGGCGCCCUGGACCGGAUCGGCCCAGAUGGCACACAGGUGGCGAUCGCCCAGUUCAGUGAUGACGCUCGGACUGAGUUCAAGCUGAACUCCUACAGUGACAAAGAACGUCUUCUUGAAGCCAUCAACAAGAUUUCCUACAAGGGAGGAAACACUAAAACAGGUCGAGCCAUCCAGCAUGUGAAGGAAAACAUCUACACCGCUGAGGGAGGAGCCAGGAGAGGGAUCCCCAACGUCCUCGUGGUUCUUACCGAUGGCCGAUCCCAGGAUGACGUCAACAAAGUUUCCAAAGAAAUGCAGAUGGCAGGUUACAUUGUCUUUGCGAUCGGCUUCGCUGACGCCGACUACGGAGAGCUGGUGAGCAUAGCCAGUAAGCCGAGCGACAGGCACGUCUUCUUUGUGGACGACCUGGAUGCCUUUCAGAGGAUUGAAGAGAAGCUGGUGACCUUUGUGUGCGAGGCCGCCACUGCCACUUGUCCGUCAAUACCAAUGAGUGGCAGCACAACCCCAGGUUUCCGUAUGAUGGAGCUGUUUGGACUUGUUGAAAACAAGUACAACAGCAUCUCUGGUGUUUCCAUGGUGCCUGGCACCUUCAACGCGUUCCCUUGUUUCCACCUGCACAGCAAUGCUCUGAUGGCACAGCCAACCAGGUUUAUCCAUCCCGAGGGACUUCCCUCUGACUACACCAUCACCCUGCUGUUCAGAGUGCUGCCCGAUACGCCAGAGGAGCCCUUCGCACUCUGGGAGAUCCUCAAUAAGAACAACGAUCCGCUUACUGGAGUCAUCCUGGACAACGGAGGGAAAACUCUGACGUUCUUCAACAACGACUACAGAGGAGAUUUUCAGACGGUCACAUUUGAAGGUCCAGAAAUCCAAAAACUCUUCUUCGGGAGCUUCCACAAGCUGCACAUUGCAAUCAGCAAGACGAGUGCCAAAGUGUUCAUCGACUGCAAAAUGGUGUCAGAGAAAUUCAUCAACGCGGCAGGAAACAUCACCACAGAUGGAAUGGAAGUUCUGGGGAGGAUGGUUCGCUCUCGGGAGAACAAGGACAACUCUGCACCGUUCCAGCUCCAGAACUUUGACAUUGUAUGCAGCACUUCAUGGGCCAGCAGAGACAAAUGCUGUGAACUUCCCGGUCUGAGGAAGGAGGCAGACUGUCCAGCCUUGCCCAAAGCCUGCACCUGCACACAGGACAGCAAAGGACCGGCUGGUCCUCCCGGAGUGCCUGGAGGCCCUGGAAUCAGAGGGGCCAGAGGCGAUCGAGGGGAGCCGGGCCCAGUGGGGCCCGCAGGUCCUGUUGGAGAUAUAGGGGUACCCGGGCCUCAAGGACCUCCUGGACCUCAAGGACCAAGUGGCCGCACCAUUAUUGGAGCCCCUGGUUCUCCGGGAGAGAGAGGGCAGAAAGGGGAAGCCGGCCAACAAGGUCAACAGGGAGUUCCUGGAAGACCCGGACCUGUGGGAAGAGAAGGACCUCCAGGACCCAGAGGGCUUGCAGGCAAAGAUGGCCCACAAGGCAGACAAGGACCCCCAGGAACUAUGGGGACUCCAGGAGCUCCAGGAGCACCUGGAAAUACAGGUGCCCAGGGAAAACAGGGGACACUGGGACCACCGGGUCCUCCAGGAACCAAGGGAGACAAAGGUGAACGGGGUGACCUCCAGUCCACAGCAUCAGUUCAGGACAUUGCCAGACAAGUCUGUGAGCAGCUAAUCCAAAGCCACAUGUCACGCUACAACUCUAUCCUGAACCAAGCGCCCAGUCAACCGGUGUCCAUCCGCACAGUGCCUGGACCUCCAGGAGAACCUGGUCGUGCAGGUCCCCCAGGGCCCGCGGGAGAACAAGGACCACAAGGAAGGCCAGGCUUUCCUGGCCAGAAUGGUCAGAAUGGAAAUCCUGGAGAAAGAGGUCAACCAGGAGAAAAGGGGGAGAAGGGAUCUGCAGGGGUUGGUGUCCAGGGCCCCAGAGGACCUACAGGACCUCCUGGUCCCCAAGGACAGGGCAGACCUGGCAACCAGGGUCCAUCAGGACGCCCUGGAAAUCCUGGAAAUCCUGGUAGGCCCGGAGUUCCUGGACCAGUCGGGCCUCCAGGACCUCCAGGAUACUGUGAUCAGAACUCUUGUUUGGGCUACAAUGUUGGAGAAGGCGAAGAUGUCACUGAUGUCCGCCGUAUCCCCCCAGUCCAACUCCCGUCCAGCGUCUUCCCAAACUACGGAGAGGCUGAGGAGGACGACCCGUACCGGUACUACCAGCCCAAUUACCCGGCGCCGCAGCCCGUUUCGCCUGAUGACCCUGCGCUGGAUGACGCUGAGCUCAGCUACCCCGAUGUGUACCGCGGCACACGGAGCAUAAAGGUGAAAGAUGGGCAGGUCGGGUCAAAAAGGAGAAUUAAGAGAGGAGUGAAGAAUAUUCCCGAACUAACUAACUGAGAGGAGGGAGCUGGAGGACGGAGGGCUGGUUGCUGUUUGUUAAUUGGAAGGUAUGGAGCCAUUAUGAACUAAUCAACAAGUGCCUGAUGUAGGGGGUUUCUUAUGGACAUCGGAGAUGGAACAGGGGAGGGAUAAUGAGGUUGGGAAAACUUAAUUCAACUAUGCUAUUGAAUUGACUUCAAGUGGGAAAAAAAUGAUUUAGUUUUAUUAAUUUUGUCUGGGUCAAGCAAAGUGUUCAAAAAAGGUACUGAACUUUAGUUUAUAAGACUGGAAAAGUGUCAGUAUUCAAUCUGAUGUUUUGUUUUCAGUUUUUCUUUUUUCCCCCACCGCCUGGUUCUUAAAGUGCCUCGUAGUGUAUUUCAUUAUACUUUAGCAGAGGAAAGUAUCUUGUCUUUGAAGGUCCAUUGUGAUGCCUGUUAGCCAGGGAAAGUUUUGCUUGACCGUUUUAUUUCGAUGUUUGACCAGUAAACGUGUAAAAUGGUUUUAAUAUAAAGAUCUGUUUUAAAGUACAACAUUUCAUGUAAUAUUUUUAUUUUCGGUAACGUGUGCAUCGAGCUCUGUAAUCAACACCACCACCCGUUUGUUUUAUAGGCACCUGAAAUUUGCAGCCAGAGAUUUUUUUUUCUAUCUUCAUAACUGGUAUUUGUGCAGUUUUGCAUGUUCUUGUUUCAUUUUAUUACACAAUGUACUAAUUUCUGAUCUGAUAAGGCCACAGACACAUCUAGCCUACUUAAUCAAGAUGGUUAUGGCUAGAAUACUAAGCUAAAACUUGUGUAUUUGAGGAGGCUGAUUAAACUACAACGUUCUACAUCGAUAGAUAAUGAGGGGGGAAAACGGAUUGACGGGUGUUUUAUUUUUUUUAAGUGUUAGCAUAUUGGUUUUUUUUGUUUUUUAUCAUUUCUAUAUUCCAUUAGUCAGCCAUGUGUUCCAGAGAAAAUCCCAUUGAUCUUCAUCCAUUUCAAGUAAUGUAGCGCACUAAUUAAUUUAACAUACAUGCUUGGUUUAUUAUAUUCGUUUUUAUGCUGGAUUUUUUUCUAUUUACACCCUUUUUUUUUUACUUGCCAGCGUGAACAAAUUAAGCCAUUAUUUCAAACACACUUUCGAUUUUGUAAACGUCUCCUCCGCUCAGUUUUUUUUUUCUUUUUUCUGAAGCCUUUUGUCUGUUAUCGCAGCGUCUGAUCAGGAUGUUUAAACGGUAAAAGAAAUCAAGGAAGUAAUUUAUUUUUUACUUGGUGUUGAUUUUCUCAGAACAAUAAAACUGAAGUACAAGCGAU
Fundulus heteroclitus (mummichog) is the source of this 6734-nucleotide messenger RNA. Its product is annotated as collagen alpha-1(XIV) chain-like. Gene Ontology annotation, cellular component: interstitial matrix. The record is from RefSeq and is a predicted model, not a curated record. Gene Ontology annotation, molecular function: protein binding. The transcript is spliced from 45 exons. The coding region runs from base 199 to 5460 and encodes 1753 amino acids. Lineage: Eukaryota; Metazoa; Chordata; Actinopteri; Cyprinodontiformes; Fundulidae.